Schistocerca piceifrons (Central American locust) is the source of this 390-nucleotide messenger RNA. RefSeq lists its product as uncharacterized. Bases 50 to 373 code for a protein of 107 amino acids. The transcript is spliced from 2 exons. The record is from RefSeq and is a predicted model, not a curated record. NCBI's taxonomy places the organism in Eukaryota, Metazoa, Arthropoda, Insecta, Orthoptera, Acrididae.
UAGAAGUAAGCAACACAACAUUGGAAGUGUUGUAGGCUACUGGACAACUAUGGAGGUGGUGGGUGAUGAUGUCCAGGACCAUGGUGUUCGUGUGGUGGCCCAUGGUGUCCAUGGUGCUCAUGUGGAGGCCCAUGGUGCUCAUGUGGUGGCCCAUGGUGUCCAUGGUGCUCUGGAGGUGGCCCAUCAUGGUGCGGCCUCGGGUCAUGCGGUGGUGGAUGGUGGUCGUGAUGCGGUCCAUGUGGAUCAUGAGGCCCGUGGUGAUGAGGGUCGUGAUGCGACAUUCUGUCAAAAUCACAAAACCUGUGAAUAUAAUUAUGCAUUUCCUGCAGUUAAUGUAGCUUAUAGUACAAUACCUUAUUGUUUGACACCGUGAAAUACAAUUAUAUUCAA